AUGCGAGAUAUGAUGAUUGUUAUAACGCACGAUGACCAUCUGGUUGGUAAACUGAUGAUCGGAUCAAAGCCUGAGUUCAUAUACAUCCUCGGGAAAGACAACAACGGCGUGUCCGGCGUGUCUCACAUCAGACGACAGUAUUCUGACGGACGUUCCGAAGAGGCGAACUUAGCAGCAAUUGAACAAUGA
Molecule: messenger RNA, 189 nt
Organism: Ostertagia ostertagi
Lineage: Eukaryota; Metazoa; Nematoda; Chromadorea; Rhabditida; Trichostrongylidae
Source: the annotation of a GenBank genome assembly